Mandrillus leucophaeus (drill) is the source of this 993-nucleotide messenger RNA. RefSeq lists its product as uncharacterized. Lineage: Eukaryota; Metazoa; Chordata; Mammalia; Primates; Cercopithecidae. The record is from RefSeq and is a predicted model, not a curated record.
GCCCGGGGACAGUCACCGUCCCGGAAUGGGGCUUCAUUUCUCGGGGCUGGGAAUCACCCUGGAUCCUUCCCCACUCAGGGUGCUCUUGGGCCAUCUGAGGGCUCCUGGGUCAUUCUGGGCCUUCUGAGGGCUCCUGGGUCAUUUGGGGCCUUCUGAGGGUCCCUGAGCCCAAUGACACUUCUGCCCAGGCUCGUGCGGCUGGAGGAAGCCGCCAGGCAAGGUCCCCUCCAUGCCCUGGUGCAGCCUGGCCUGGGAGAGAGGAGGCCCCAGCCACGCCGAGAGCAAAGACAGGGCAGAGUUUCUCGGACGUGGCACCGGGCCAGGGAGCCCCUCGCGGCUGCAGGGGUUCUCCACGGACUCAGCCAUCUGGGUAGAGCAGCCCAGAGCCCUCGGGCCUCCUGCCGUAUUCUGCGGCCUGGGACUUGGGGGGACCUGAGGACACUGGGACACCGCUGAAGGGAGGUGCAGACAGUGUGUACUGGUGUUUCCAGGGACCGAGCCCAGAAGGAGCGGGCCAGCCAGCUCCUGGCCUGGAGGAAAAUCCUGCUCCCUGGCUAGAAAACCACCCUAGAGGAACGGGGCUGGGGUGCAGGAGGCUUUCCUCAGGCGGCCGCCCCUUUCCUCCUCCAGAAGCAGGGCAGGAAAAGAGCAUUCCGCCCAGGCAGCGAAAACCCCAGCUCCGGUUCCUCCCGCCCCACCAGAGGCCGCCUGGAGGCACGGAGUUCCGGCCGGAAUGAGGCCUGGGAAGCCCAGCGACUCACAGGCCACGGCUGCUUCCCCUCUGCGAGGAAGGAAAAGUCCCUGCAGAGCGGCCCUCGGCUCAGGCUGCGGUGCCCAAGCAGAGGAAGGGAGCGUGCUUGCAGACGCCUCCUGCUGGGAGCCUGCCACCCCCGCCACACCCUGCGCGGGGACAAAGCUCUCGGUCGCUGUGGCGGGGACACACCGCGUGCGGGUGGCUGCAAGCCAGCAGCCCCGAGCGGCCCCUCCCGCUAG